This is a messenger RNA of Bombus impatiens (common eastern bumble bee), 2899 nucleotides long. It is a transcript of the gene Patr-1, whose product is annotated as protein PAT1 homolog 1. Lineage: Eukaryota; Metazoa; Arthropoda; Insecta; Hymenoptera; Apidae. Gene Ontology annotation, cellular component: P-body. Gene Ontology annotation, molecular function: RNA binding. Gene Ontology annotation, biological process: P-body assembly; deadenylation-dependent decapping of nuclear-transcribed mRNA. The record is from RefSeq and is a predicted model, not a curated record. Bases 115 to 2307 code for a protein of 730 amino acids. The transcript has 9 exons.
CGACAUCUAGAAUACAGCUGUGAAUUUAUAGUACGACCGCCAUGACAGCUGAUGCAUUUCGUAUCGCUUGACGUUUGGUCAGAACAUGUCAUUUUGCACAUUUAAUUUCAACAAAUGGCAGACUUCUUUUUCGGUUUUGAUACGUCGCUUGCAAAUAACAGUUUAGAGGAUGGUCUUGGGUGUCCAUUCGAGGAAGAUGAUCUGGGAGAAGAGGAAGAAUACGAUGCUCUAAACGAUGAAACAUUUGGUUCUGAAGCUACUAUUGGCGAUUGGGAGAAAGAUCAUGAAAAACUUGCCGAGAUUACAGAAUCCAGUCGUCCUCAUCAUCAAAGUACUUUAGACAAAAAAAAUGUAACUGAUACAGAUAUUGAAGAUAAUUUAUCCCACUUGGUACUAGAUGAGAAAGAAGGUAUCAUUCCACGCCCUGGAGUAUGGGAUUGUCCUUCCAACUUAUCCCUUCCUAAACUUCGACCACCAUUAAGCUUAACAUCCCCAUUAACCAAUGUUUGUACGGUUGAACAACUAGAAAAGGGAUUAAUUGCAAACAGGCCACCACCUAGAUUAAAUAAACCUGUUCAGACGCAGCAGCAACAACAUCAACAACAACAGAAAUCCGAUGGAUCGCUUUUGUUUGAAUCUUUAUCUGCACCGCCGCGCUUCCCACCGGGGUUGGGUAUACCACCUCCGCAUCCUGUUGUUUUACCACCAAACGUGAGAUUUCAUCAUCCUCAGUUUUUACAGCACCCUAGAUUAUUACCAAAUCAAACUGGAAAUGUAUUAAGAUAUCCUUUAGCGGCACAUUUGAUGCUCCCACAUACUGCUCAGCGGCAACCAAUUCAUAAUUCAUUUUGCAAUAAUUUUCCACCACAAGCACCGCUUUCGAAUUUAUGUCCUCCUCCAUUUCUACGAGCCGACCAUAGCAUAAUACCUCCUUUCUCUAGCAAUCAGACUGGUCAUCAGCAACAGCAACAUUCUUUUUCGCAUUCUGGAAAUCAAAGAAAUCAAAAUAGAGCUUUCCACCAUGGGGAACAACAAGGAAAUCAUCAACCAUUUUUUAAGAAUAACCAGUAUCAUCGUAACCAUGAUCGAAAUAAUCAGCGACAAUAUCAUUAUAAUCAUCACUGUCAAGGAAUAAAUGGUGUGAUAGGUUCGGGAGAAUACGAUGAAUACGCCGGUCUCAUGAGUAGUCGAGAGAAACAGUGGUUAAUUAAUAUUCAAUUAUUGCAACUUAACACAAACGAGCCAUAUGUUGACGAUUAUUAUUAUAUCGUUUUCUGCGACAGAAGAAACAGACAGAGUAUAAAUCAAGAACAAAAAGAUAAAAAGCAACACAACAAUAACAAUAAUAAUAGUUAUCAUAGAGAUUCCAGGGAUCGAGAACAACCACAUGUGCUUUCAAGGCCCAUAUAUAUACCAGCACAGUUUGAAAAUUCUUUGGGAAAAUUACAGUUCGCCAGUGUUAUUGCACCGCGAAAAGUCAUUGACAUGGAUGUUGUACCGAAUAGUGAUCCUCAAUUAACUACUCAAAUACAACAAAAAGAUACGAAACGGACAAGGCAAUUGUUACUGGAAAUUGAAAGGUUAUAUAUAAUCCAAUUGAGACUAGAAGAUCUGCACAAUCCUUUGGCUCUGCUUAACGAACAACAACAAAAUCAAGAAGGCGAAAACGAAGCAAAUAAUCAUAAGAAAAGCAGUACAGAUUUAAUAAAUAUGAUGUUAUCGGCUUUUCUCCAGUUAAUACAAGAUGAUAAAUUACCAAGCAUGCUAAGUAUUCGAAAAGGAAAGACGCUAUUACUGAGGUUUUUCCCAUAUUUGAAUGUAACGGAACAUCGCAAUCAAUUAGAAGAAAUAUGGAAUGUGAUAUUUCGAGGAUUAGCUAUGAUAGGACGUAGAGAUUCCCAUCUAUUGAUGAGUCUGCAUUCGGAAUUUCAACGUUGGUUCGAUACCGUACACAACUUCGGUACAAUACUUCGACUAGCUCGAUCGCUGUCUGACUCCGCUAGUCAACCAAUCAAGAACAACAGUUUAGCUUUUGCACUGACAAAUAAGUUUGGUGUAUCUGUAAUUGCUUCGAUGUUCGAACAAGCAGAAAAAUUAUAUACCACGGAUGAUUCUUCGUCUUCGGAUUGGUCAUCUUUCAUAACAAACAUCAUCGAAAUAAUUGGUGAAACUCCACCCUGUGUCGCACCUUGUCGACCGAUUGCUGCAAAUACGCUCAAUCAGCAUUUAAAUCGACUAUCUCAUUUAAAAUGUGGGAGAUAUACAACUCUGGAACUUCUACUAACUGAUGCCAAUCCUUCUCGAUAGUUGAACGUUAUUAGAUAUUUUUUGGCAUUUCAUUAAAACUUGCUUUUUAUUAUUAUCAUUAUUAUUAUUAACUGAACGACAAAUUACACUGAAGGAAAAUCGCAAAUAUUUUAAUACUGUUACAACGGUUAAGAUUAAUCAAAUAUUUCUUGCAUAUAACUAAAUAUUUUAGUAUAAUCAAUACCCAAAUUCCACAUAAUAAACGUAUGCCUCUUGCGUUUAUUUGCAAACAUAACGGUAUUUAUUAUAUCGAUAAUAACGCGGUUAUUGCUUAAUAUAUCUUGUAUGGUGUUUAUAAUUUUUCUUUUUCUAAGUUUACUACGUAAAGCAGGUAUUGAUUAUACAUAUUCAACGCAUAACUUACACAUCAUACUUUCCUAUGCUCUUUCUUCGUCGUUCUCCUAUUUUCCCUUUUUUGCUUUUGUAAAGUAUAUUUCUAGCAUGAUUUUUUUUAAACGGAAAUCCAAUUCCUAUAUUAUGUCUAUUAUAACAUAAUACCUCGCGGUCUUGUAGAUGUGUACGGUAUAUUGUUUAAAUUGCGUUUGAACUUUAAGAACUUUAUUGAACGUAUUAUCAUCGUUCGUUAAUUGAA